Molecule: messenger RNA, 2169 nt
Organism: Ophidiomyces ophidiicola
Lineage: Eukaryota; Fungi; Ascomycota; Eurotiomycetes; Onygenales; Onygenaceae
Gene: ARP8
Product: actin-like protein arp8
Exons: 4
Coding region: 1-2169 (722 amino acids)
Biological process (GO): regulation of DNA-templated transcription; double-strand break repair
Cellular component (GO): Ino80 complex
Source: RefSeq, a predicted model, not a curated record
AUGGUGGGGAAGAAGUCUGGCAAGGCUCUCCUGAGGGAGAAAGGCUUGGAGCGGACCGACAACAACAUGGACCUUACCAGCUGGCCUCAAGUAGCACCGAUUAACCAAAAGAAUUACUAUACAGAAUACCUGAAACGUGACGAUCAAAUCCUUGCCUAUCGUUUACAGACCGAAGCGGCUCGAGACCGCAUGACGAAGAAUGCCAAAGAUCGAGAUAGGGCUCUUGCAAACAAGAAUGAAGUGCAACUUCCUGAGCAAGAUGCAGAAGCCGACGGAGAUACCGCCAUGAUGGGUACAGGCGGGGAGAAAGUACAGGAGCUUGUUGGCUCGAAAACAAUUGUAAUCCACGUUGGGAGUCAGAAUCUCCGUAUUGGCCUCGCGAGUGAUGCUUUACCCAAGACUAUUCCAAUGGUAAUAGCGCGAAGAGCAACAGAAAAUGAAGCAGAGCAAGAUGGUGGGGAGCCAAAGCCAAAGCGCCUCAAAUUAGACGAUGGGCAGGCAAUGGAGCCGGAGAAAAUGUUUGGCUCUGAGUUCGCGGCAACUUACUCAACAAUGUGCACCGAAUUAAGAACUCGCAUGCGGGCAAACAAGCGAAGAACCCUCCCGAACUCGAAGGAAAUGGUUGUCAAUUAUAACCGGAGAACCACCUCAGAAACUAUUUCAGAACACAAUGAUCUGAUGCGGGUUGAAUGGACCGUAAUAGAGCCAAAUGAUGCACCUGAGUAUGUUGUCGGAGAAGCCGCCCUGCGGAUACCAGACUAUUCCGAACCCAGAUAUAAGCUAUUCUGGCCAAUUCGAAACGGAUGGUGCAACGAAAGAGACUAUGACAACAAAAAUAUGCUAUUUCUAGACAUAUCUCUUAUCUUAGAGGAUGCCGUCAAGACACAAUUGGCCCUAACACGGAAGAAAGACUGGGCUCAGUACUCCUGCGUUUUCGUUAUACCCGAUCUUUAUGAGAAAGCCUAUGUCAUCCAAAUACUCGACAUGCUGAUGCGUGAAUUUGGCUUUGGCCGCGUUUGUUUUGUGCAGGAGAGCACAGCAGGAACGUUUGGCGCUGGAUAUACAGCCGCCUGUGUUGUUGAUAUUGGCGCACAAAAGACGUCUAUUUGCUGCGUGGAGGAAGGGAUGUGCGUUGAGAAUUCUCGCGUCAAUUUAAAGUAUGGUGGUGCAGACGUCACAGACCUUUUCAUCAAAAUGAUGCUUUUCGAUCACUUUCCUUAUAACGAAAUAAAUUUGAACCGCAGAUACGAUUUUUUGCUGGCCGAGGAACUUAAGAGGAACACUUGUACACUUAACGAGACCAACGUUUCAGUCCAGGUGUUUGACUUUCAUCUUCGAGCGUCUGAACAAGAUACGCGCAAGUAUACCUUCAAGGCUUACGAUGAAAUUAUAUUGGCACCAAUGGGAUGGUUCCAGCCAGAAAUUUUUGAUGUUUCUAAGAAACUGGUAGGAAGAAGAAAGCUCAUUAGCCGAACCUAUGACAUUUACGACUCGCAGCCAAAUGAUCCUGUAUCCGCGGCGCAGACAGAGAUCCUCACGACUAUCGCCCCUCCCCACCCCAGUAUUAACUCGAGUUUCUCGGCAAACGUAAACAAUUUACCGGAUACUCAAUCUACCCCUAGUCGACUCUCUACUAUUCAAAUUAACCGUCUGCAGGAGCUAGAGGCGACACCGCGCUCCUCGAUGGCAGCGUCUCCAGCCCCUGAAGUCACAGUUACCCCACGAGGCGGAAUGUCGACACCUAUGCCUGCAAUUCAAAAUAUGACCGAAGCCAACUCCCGCAGACUACCAACAGUCGAUGAACGCGAUGAUAUUUUACCAAUUUUCCCCCUCGAUGAAGCCAUAUUCACGUCUAUUACCCAUGCCGCUAAACUUGACAACCGCCGGUUCACCGACUUCUUGGGCGGCAUUCUUAUCAUCGGCGGUGGAAGCAUGGUCUCCGGGUUUCACUCAUUCUUAGAAGAAAGAAUCCAGCUCAAGCAUCCUGAACAUUCUGGCACUGUUUUGGUUGGCGCUCCUCCACGAGAGUUGGACCCCCAGGUUGUCGUCUGGAAAGGAGCUAGCGUCUUUGGCAAACUUGAGGCGACAAAUGACAGUUGGAUUGGUAGGCUUGAAUAUGACCGCCUCGGAAAUCGAAUACUAACCUACAAGUGUAUGUGGAAUUGGUAG